AUGGGGAUGAACCUCUUUUCCAGUUGGUUGGCUGGGGACAUGGUGGCGGUCGGGUUUACCAUUGUAGUGGUUGGGUUUGCAAGUUGUUACGCGCUGAGAGCCUUGAAGCAAGUGAAGCAAGUGCUGCAGAAUCUGCCCAAACCAGACUUCAGUAGUUGUUACAGAGGUGGAUUUGAACACAAAAUGACAAAAACAGAAGCAGCCUUAAUAGUAGGAGUGAGUCCUGCAGCCAACAGAAGUAAAAUUAGAGAAGCUUAUAGAGGAAUCAUGAUUCUGAAUCAUCCAGAUCAAGGAAGUUCUCCAUAUGUAGCAACUAAAAUCAACAAAGCUAAAGAUUUACUGAAGACUAAGUUAAAAAUGGAGAUAAAAUCAGUGUUUGAUUGUAUAAAUGAUUGUUUUUUUAUAAACAGCUUAAGGCGAGUACUAAUGUCCAUCAUUGACUUGAUACAAAUGAGGCCUGAAAAAUGA
Molecule: messenger RNA, 468 nt
Organism: Numida meleagris (helmeted guineafowl)
Lineage: Eukaryota; Metazoa; Chordata; Aves; Galliformes; Numididae
Product: mitochondrial import inner membrane translocase subunit TIM14-like
Exons: 2
Coding region: 1-468 (155 amino acids)
Biological process (GO): protein import into mitochondrial matrix
Cellular component (GO): PAM complex, Tim23 associated import motor
Molecular function (GO): ATPase activator activity
Source: RefSeq, a predicted model, not a curated record